CUCGAACGCUUUGCGGUCGACAAGAAAACGCCUUGCCCCUUGAGCUGAGUCCAAUGGCAUUCCUCAGAGCCGUUUUCUGUCUUCUGGCGCUCUCCGUCGCCACCCUUGCUGCGCCCUCGGCCGACCCCUCGGCGGACGUGCUGGAGGUUAGCGUUCGCGAGACUUCGGCUGGCAAGUACAUGAUCGGUGUGACGCUGGAAACGUCUGACGUGGACUGCACACACUACGCCAACUGGUGAGCCAGGAGAAAACAGACCAACCGAGCAGCUGUGCUGCCGCCGGUAACCUCUCCCUCUGCCUCUCUGUUCGCUUCAGGUGGGAGGUGCUCAGUGAGGACGGUAAGGCAGCACACCGACCACACCAGAAUAGGCACACCCUACGGCCUCCCCUCCCCCUUUGCGCGUGCUGCAGGCGAGCUGCUGUACCGUCGCAUCCUUCGUCACAGCCACGCCGCCACCCAGCCCUUCACCCGCUACUCCGAGGACGACGUGUCGCUCGAGGAGGACCAGGAGAUCAUCGUGCGUGCCCACAUGCACGUGGACGGCAAGGAGCUCUACCCCGACAGUCAGGUCCUCAAGGGCAGCGCCAAGGCGGGGUUCGCAAAAGCCACGCUGGAGAAGAACUUUGCUGCCGCUGUGGAGAAGGAGGGGCCGCAGGCCGAGGGCUGCCUGUAUUGAUGAUUACGCGUCGGGAGUCUGAGGCCAGCCAGAAGAAGGCUUCCGAAGUGGAGCUAUCUAUAGUUGCAUUGCACACAGUCAUGGUUUUUGCGUCUGGUUUUCGCCACGGAGGGAUGUGUACAGAGGUUAGCAAAGAGCAUCUUAUUGGGUGGGGUGGUGCAAAUGCACGUACUUAGAGGCAGGCGGGGGUGGGUGGGGGUCUGAGAGGGUGUGGCUGGCUGGCUGGCUGGUGCCACUCGCUGUCUUGCUGGAUCGUUCUAUUCUGGUCUGUCUGUUUGCGAUGCUAUGCGGCUGUGUCGAUAGGUAAGACGUGCACAUCGAUAAGUGUUUCGUUGCUCUCUCCUGCUCCGACCCGACACACUUGGCUUGGCUUACAUUACAUUCAAUGCAUUGUGUGUGUCUGGAAAUUAUAUGGCUGGUCAUAUCAAUGUCAGCGCAUCACUGAC
Vitrella brassicaformis is the source of this 1123-nucleotide messenger RNA. The record is from the annotation of a GenBank genome assembly. Lineage: Eukaryota; Vitrellaceae.